Messenger RNA from Trachymyrmex septentrionalis, 1133 nucleotides. It is a transcript of the gene mRpS7, whose product is annotated as 28S ribosomal protein S7, mitochondrial. The transcript has 5 exons. The record is from RefSeq and is a predicted model, not a curated record. Gene Ontology annotation, cellular component: ribosome. Gene Ontology annotation, molecular function: mRNA binding; structural constituent of ribosome; rRNA binding. Gene Ontology annotation, biological process: ribosomal small subunit assembly; translation. The coding region runs from base 69 to 773 and encodes 234 amino acids. NCBI's taxonomy places the organism in Eukaryota, Metazoa, Arthropoda, Insecta, Hymenoptera, Formicidae.
UCAUGGUGGAAAAAUAAAAAACAGAUCUCACAGGAGACCUCAUGUUAUGAACAGUCGCUAUUAGAAGAAUGGUUAAUUUAUGUUUAUUUGUUACAUCGUCUACAAAAUUAUUAAACAAUUAUGGAUUGGCAAGAUAUUACUUAACGAGUAUUAAAAGAGGAUAUAGCGUUUUUCCAUCCAAUUAUAUUAGACCGGUAUAUAGUAAAGAAGAACAAGAAACUCUAUUUCAAAGCGAUGAAGCAAAGAAGAUUCUACAUGAGCAAGUGAAACCAGCAUUAGCCACUGACACAUGCUCCGAAUUUUAUGAUAAAAGAGUGCUAAAAUUUAUUAAUACCCUUAUGAAGAAUGGAAAUAAGAAAUUAGCAACAGCGUUGGUAAUGAAAACUUUUGAAGGUGUCAAAAGAAUACAGCUGGAGCGUUAUCACAAAGCAACGACGAGUGAAGCAAAAGCCGAAAUUGAAUUGGAUCCAUUUGUGAUUUUUCACCGUGCUGUCGAUAAUUGUAUACCAAUUUUACAAUUAACAGGUUGUUCAAAAGGAGGAAUCACAUAUCAGAUUCCUAUUCCAAUUACACCUUUAAAAGCACAGCAUAAAUCUAUGUUAUGGUUAAUUCAAGCUGCAAACGAAAAAGACUCCAAUUUGAGAUUUUAUGAUGUAUUAGCCAAGGAAUUAAUAGCAGCUUCUCAAAAUCAGGGUCGUGCGGUUAAAUGGAAGCAAGAAUUACACAAGAAAUGCCAAGCUAAUCGGGCUUAUGCGCACUUCAGAUGGAUAUAGAUAAUAAUAAAUUUAAUCACUCGCAUAAACUAGUAUACAUUAAGAUUCGAACACAAUGAAAAAAAUAAGAAACAAGAAAUAACAAAUUUUAAUCUGUCAGAGACCUAUAUUCUGGUUUCUGGUUAAAAUUUGUUAUCGUUUGCUCCUUAUUCCUUUUAUUGUUUCUGAACAUCAAAUGCAGUAAGAUAAUAUAUGGUCAAUUUUACCAUUUAAAAUUAGCUUGAUUGGUCUAUUAAGUGUUAAUUGCGACUUGUUAAUUCUAUUUAACAAUAAAUAUUCUAACUGAUUAGAGAUGAUGAAACCAUAAUCAACUUUCAACGACAAAAUAAUAUAUUUUGUUAAAUAAGUGACAAUAUCAUU